Molecule: messenger RNA, 297 nt
Organism: Mycena citricolor
Lineage: Eukaryota; Fungi; Basidiomycota; Agaricomycetes; Agaricales; Mycenaceae
Source: the annotation of a GenBank genome assembly
GAUCACCUGGUGGUCCGUCUUGUUGCUCGUGUUCAAGGGCAGCCGCUGCAGACAGUACACGUUCCUCGGAACCAUGUAACUCGGCACCCGAUGCCCAAGGAGCCGCUUCAGCUCGGUCCCAUGGAUAUUCUGUGGCGAGACAAAGACACACAGGUCGGUGCCCGACGGAGACGACUGGACCGAGACGCUAAUGAUGGACGGCAUCACAGCCACAAUAGUGCGUCCCAGAUUGUCCAGGUCAAUCCUCGACGUCGGCCUCGCGAUCCAUUCUGCCCAUCAAGAACACGGUGCCAUCGG